AUGGCUACUUCUCGGCCAGAUGUGCUUCCACAAUACAACUACGUGCAUGCCGAACAACCAGUACCUUCACCUGAAGAGACAGAAAGUAUAUUUGACCCAUUUGAAGAUGAAUUUCCCAUGCGUUUUGUCAACUUCAAACAACAAUUCAAGGUAUACCGAAUUUUACAGAGUAAUGCUCAUACACAGAUCUUGGAACCAGCCGGUGCUGCUUCUGAUAGCCCUGUUCUCAGGGUUCACGACAACGAUAUGGAAAUGGAGUGUGCACUUAAGGUUUUAUCGAAAAGACAGAUUCUAAAUCGUGGAUGGAAAUCUGUGGAACAGACAAAUCAAGAAGCUCGCAUUUUGGUAUGA
Echinostoma caproni is the source of this 351-nucleotide messenger RNA. The record is from the annotation of a GenBank genome assembly. Lineage: Eukaryota; Metazoa; Platyhelminthes; Trematoda; Plagiorchiida; Echinostomatidae.